GAAGUUGUCCUCAUAACAAACGGAGCGCGGAGGGCAGUCGUUGUUACUCAUAGUAGAGGGGGGCGUGAAAGUGGGUCUGUGCGGUAUGAGGGCUCGGAGGAGGCCCUAGUGCGCCUGCGCAGGUGAGGCUGAUGCUCCCACGGACCCACUCCACUUCCGCAGGGGCAGCGCGGGGUCCUAGUCAGGUUCCCUCUGCAGCUUUGCUUGGAUUCAUUCUUUACUUCAUGUCCUAAAGUGGUGUGUGCCUGUGACAUUACACAGGAUACAAUCUGGACUGUUGAACAGCUGUCUCCCCUCAAUUCUCCAGCCUGAGGUCUGGGAGGCCACUGCAUUUCUGAGAGAUGAGCCGUGUGCUGCAGUGUGCUAUAUUUACUGUGCUCAUGGGACUGUUGCUCACAAGAACCAUGGCCUGGACUUCAAGUGGGAAAACACAUGCUGAGCUACUCAACAAUCUUUACAAAAAUGGAGUGAUUAAAUCUCAACGGGUCUUGGAUGUGUUAAUGGCCACAGAUAGAGCCCACUACACCAAGUAUUUACCAUACAUGGAUUCUCCUCAGUCAAUAGGAUAUAAGGCUACAAUCAGUGCACCCCACAUGCAUGCCCAUGCUCUGGAGUUGCUGAAGGAUCAGCUAGUGGAAGGAGCAAAGGCCCUGGAUGUGGGAUCAGGAAGUGGUUACCUCACAGCUUGCUUUGCUAGAAUGGUGGGUCCCACAGGGAAGACAGUAGGCAUAGAACAUAUUGAAGAGCUGGUCCAUGAAUCCAUUAGAAAUGUCAGAGAAGAUGACCCAACUCUGCUCACUUCUGGCCGUCUGAAACUUCUGGUUGGAGAUGGCAGGCAGGGAUACCCUGAAGAAGCACCUUAUGAUGCCAUCCAUGUUGGAGCAGCAGCAGACACUGUACCAAAGGAGUUGCUGAAAGAGUUGAAGCCAGGUGGCCGGUUGAUCUUGCCAGUUGGGCCUGAAGGUGCAAACCAGGUUCUGAUGCAGUAUGACAAAACCAGUGAUGGGCAAAUUGUGGAAACGCAACUGAUGGGCGUGAUCUAUGUUCCCCUGACAGAUAAGGAGAAGCAGUGGCCCCGGGAUGAAGUUUGACAGAAUAUCACUUACAAAAUGAUCUUGGAAAGCUCAUGAACCAGGUCCUGAAGAAGCAACUAUAGAUGUGUAUGGCUUUGCUUUAUAAAUCAGAUUAUUUUUUUUAACUUGGACACAUCACAAAGGCAUUUUCUGCUUUUUAAAGAACUCAAUACGGAGGAGUGAGAGAAGAAUAUUCCUCCAGAUCAAUCAGCACCCAGUUCCUAAGAUGUGGAGAUCUUGUCUGAUUUCUUCCUGGACUGAGUAAAACCAGAUAAGCCCAGUUGUCCUCUUUGGUCAGCUCCACAUACAAUAUCUAUGUAAAUAGAGAAUGGAGAGUGUGCAAUACUGUUACAGAUUUGAGAAUUCAUCUGUAUUAUACUUGAUUAAAUGGUAGUGCAUUUAUAUUCAUGACUUGCUCAUCUGAUGCCUGAAGAAAAAUUACAGUAUGUAUUUGAUCUGAUUAAUCUUCUAGAUUAAACAUAUUCUUUUCUCA
Messenger RNA from Emys orbicularis (European pond turtle), 1566 nucleotides. RefSeq names its product protein-L-isoaspartate(D-aspartate) O-methyltransferase-like. Gene Ontology annotation, biological process: protein modification process. The record is from RefSeq and is a predicted model, not a curated record. NCBI's taxonomy places the organism in Eukaryota, Metazoa, Chordata, Testudines, Emydidae. Gene Ontology annotation, molecular function: protein-L-isoaspartate (D-aspartate) O-methyltransferase activity. The transcript has 10 exons. The coding region runs from base 342 to 1091 and encodes 249 amino acids. Gene Ontology annotation, cellular component: cytoplasm.